CCUCGGAGAUUACCCGGUGUAGUUUCUGGGGUUGGAAAGUGUCGGCAGAAGAGGAUCUGCGAGGGCUUGGCGUGUAGCGACCCGUGUCAGUAGAGGACAACUGGAGAUGCUGAAGAAUCCAUCCAAGGCACUACUCGACAAAGGGAAUGAUCCCCCUUACAAGGCGACAAGGCAGCUCGAGGACGAAACCAGUCACCUCGCACCACAUCAGCAGCAUGCCCCCACGUGGGCGCACGUGGUGCAAGCCACCAAUGAGGGCGCCAGCAUCCCUGUGGCUGCUACCAUACCGGUCAUUUCAGCCCCGGUGUUGCCUCUGGGUCUGAGCUCUGUCCCGACGGCCAGCGUGAUCAGUCCCUUCGUGACCCCCGUCCCUUCCGCUGGACCGAGGGUAACGUUCCCACCAAGCAUGACUCAGUUCAUGAAUGACCCAGCCAACCUACAAGCCAUCCAGGGCUUUGGCCAGGUCAUGGCCAUGUGCCAGCAGAACGGGGGGAUGCCUUUCCUCCCUGCCACGUACCAAGAGGCCUACCAUACUGCGUGGGAGUUUGCUGAGGCUGAAACUCAACUCCGGGCAAAGAGGGAAGCUGAGCAUGGUCACAAGUCCAAGCCGGUGCAAGUCAAGAAGGAAGAAGCACCGGGACCUAGCCGGCCGAGGCACCACUAUGACCCGGUCAUCCGAGUGGUCAAUACGGAGGAAUGCCAAGAAGUCCGGAAAGCACCGGUCAUUCCUCCAGAAAACCCUACCGGUCAAGUAGGGCGGCAGUGGUCGGGCACCUAUUGUUCGUACCACAGGUCAGAUUCCCAUAACACCUCCGAAUGUAAGAGUGUUAAGGGAGUAAUCCGGCAGAUGAUCGACAGUGGAGAGCUGGGCAAGGAUUACUUACAGAAAGCCCAAGAGAAGAGUCAUCAGUGGGUUAGGCCAGCUGCCCCAGGGAAUGACCGGGACAACGACCGGCGGAGGAAUAGCCGGCCAAGGGAGCGGCAACCUGCUCCCGAAAAAGAGCACAUCGGCAUGAUCUUCGGCGGACCCGAGGGCUUCACGGGGGACACCGUUGAAGCUGAAGGAUCCAUAGUUCUACCGGUCGAACUAGGAUCAGGGGAAAAGACCGUGUGGAAGAAGAUGCGGUUCAUAGUUGUGGACAUCAAAUGGGUCCACAACGCAAUUCUUGGAAGGCCAGGCAUCAAUAGAGUCGGGGCGUUGAUUUCCAUGCCUCACCUAUGCAUGAAAUUCCACACUUCAGGUGGUGUGGGUGAGGUGAAGGGCGACCAGAGGAACGCCCGGGAGUGCUAUGCUCGGGCAGUCAAGAAGAUGACCAAGGGGGUCAAUGUCAUCUCCCAAGAAAUCACAAAGGGAGAGACCCAGGAGAAAUUGGAGCCCGAGGCCGAGACGGUAGAAAUCGAACUUUACCCGAGUGAUUCUUCGAGGAUGGUCAGAAUUGGAGCAAAUCUCCCCGAGGAUCUCAAGGCACAGAUUACACGGGCCCUAGCUGACUUCCUAGUAGAAAUGACCGGUAUAACUCCAGACUUACCGGUCAACAAGCCCACUGAGCAAUGGUGGGAGAUGGCAGUUGACGGGGCAUCCGGUCCUAGAGGAUACGGGGGUGUUAUCGUGUUCACCACCCCAGAAGGGUUCAAGAUCUACCAUGCAAUCGUUUUCAACUUCAAACUGACGAACAAUGAGGCAGAAUAUGAAGCUCUGGCUGGAGGGCUCAGACUUGCCCAAGCCCUGAAAAUCAGCUUGGUCAGUAUCAAAUCUGACUCUAGCCUGAUAGUUGGGAUCGCCCAAAUUCCCCGGGCGGAGAACACAGAUGCAGACCUUCUCUCCAAAUUGACGCAGUAUGCUCCCGAGCACGUUUCAAAACUUGCCCGGGUAGAGAUCCUUGACCGUGCAAGCAUCGAAAAAUUGGAAGUCGCCGCUAUAACGGCCGGAAGCCAAUUUGACCGGUCAAACCUGGUCGGGGCGGACGACCAUUGGAUGUAUGAUCUGAUGGAAUAUCUGAUGAAUGGGAGCUUGCCAGAACAAGAUGACCGGGCAAGAAAAGUGAAGCUCAGGGCACCCCGAUUCCAGAUUCUUGAUGGAAAGCUGUAUAAAAGGGCAUUUGGGGGGCCACUCCUGAGAUGUCUAACCAACCAGGAGGCUGAGCGAGUCAUAGCAGAGGUCCACGAAGGCGUAUGCGCGGCACAUCAAAUGUCCCGUACGCUUUCCCAACGCAUCAUCUUGUUGGGGUAUUACUGGCCAACAAUUGUACAGGAUUGUGAAAGGUACGUCCAGAAAUGCAGAACGUGCCAAGUAUUCUACAAGAGGGCUCAUGGGGAAACUCCAUUCUCCCUAACCUAUGGGUGUGAAGCAAGGCUGCCCAUCGAAGCUGAAUUCCCAACGUUCCGGGAAUCAAAUUAUCAACCCCAACAAAAUGAAGAAGACCACUUGGCCGAACUCAACUUGGUCGAAGAGCGGAGAAUGGCCGCGGAAGUUAAAAUGAGUACGUACCAACAAGUUGUGAAGAAGUACCAUGACAACAAGGUUGGGCCGCGGUACUUCCAAGUUGGGGAUGAAGUCCUACGAAGAAGAGAAGCAAGUAGACCCGGCGACGGAGGAAAGCUAGAAAAACUGGGAAGGCCCAUACAGGGUUAGAGCCAUCAUUCAGCCAGGAACAUACCGGUUGGAAACUUUAGAUGGUGUACCGAUAGAAAGAACUUGGAAUUCCCACCAUCUUCGCAAGUUCUACAAAUGAUUGUAAUACUAGGCGAGGCCUAACUACAUUAUCAAUCAAAGUAAUGUUCAAUG
Molecule: messenger RNA, 2785 nt
Organism: Cuscuta campestris
Lineage: Eukaryota; Viridiplantae; Streptophyta; Magnoliopsida; Solanales; Convolvulaceae
Source: the annotation of a GenBank genome assembly